This is a messenger RNA of Microdochium trichocladiopsis, 2297 nucleotides long. RefSeq lists its product as uncharacterized. Bases 459 to 2099 code for a protein of 546 amino acids. Gene Ontology annotation, molecular function: sterol binding. The record is from RefSeq and is a predicted model, not a curated record. The transcript is spliced from 8 exons. Gene Ontology annotation, cellular component: intracellular membrane-bounded organelle; cortical endoplasmic reticulum; cytosol. NCBI's taxonomy places the organism in Eukaryota, Fungi, Ascomycota, Sordariomycetes, Xylariales, Microdochiaceae.
CUCUAAGUAGCGUAGUGUUGGAGCGCAAUCUUGGACUUUGCAAGGGCGUGCUGUCAUAGCGGCUGCCGGUCAUUUAGAGCUGCCCCUCCUCCCGAGCCUGCCAGACCUGCUCGGCCAGCAAGUUUUCUGCGCUCACUUGAUUGAACCCGACUAAGAUACACCUGGGCAGAGUACAUCUUUUGGUGAAGCGGCAGCACAGCCCAGUCAGUUCCAGCGACUCGCAAAAGUCCAGGGGACCCCACUCCAGAUCGGCUGUGACGGGCUUCACUUGCGCAAGGGCAGAGGACGGGCAAAAAACCCCCCUCCUUCCCGACACUGGGUCAAGCACCUGCUCUGCUAAAAUAUACCGGCGGCUUCAAAACAGCAAGUCGCGCAGCGGUCCUGUCCUCCCUACCACAGGAGUGCCAGUGUUAGAGCUGGCUGCCCUCCUCACCCUGCUCUCGUACCCGGCCUUCACCAUGCACGGCUCCCACAAGAUCACGGCUGGCUUGAGUCGGCGCCGCAGGCACUCCAACGCCAGCAGUGCCCGAUCCUCACAAGAUGGCAGCAUCACCGGCGACAUUGACGACGACACCACCUCGGUCGAUGCGGAACAGGGCAAUGUCCUCACCCACAUCAUCUCUCAGCUGCGGCCUGGCGCAGACCUAAGCAGGGUCGUCCUGCCAACUUUCAUUCUCGAGCCGCGAAGCAUGCUGGAACGCAUCACCAACUUCAUGUGCCACCCCGAGAUGCUGCUAUCCAUACCCGAGCUCGAGGACCCUGUCGACCGCUUCGUUUCUGUGGUCAAAUUCUACCUGAGUGGUUGGCACAUUAGACCUCCUGGUGUGAAGAAGCCGCUGAACCCCAUUCUGGGCGAGAUACACACCUGCUACUGGGACCUGCCAGACCACACGAGGGCCUACUACAUCUCGGAACAGACGUCUCACCACCCGCCCAAGUCGAGCUACUUCUACAUGGCACCGAGCCACCAUAUCCGGAUAGACGGCACUCUGAAGCCUAGAAGCAAGUUCCUUGGCAAUUCGGCCGCCAGCAUGAUGGAGGGCAUCGCUGUGCUGAGCCUGACAAACAGGGGCAAGAACCCAAAGAAGGGCGAGCAAUACUGGCUCACACAACCCAAUAUGUACGCUCGAGGUAUCCUGUUUGGGCAGAUGAAAUACGAGCUUGGAGACGUCAGUGUCGUGAGAUGCCCUGAGCUCAAGCUCAGCGCAGAGAUCGAAUUCAAGACCAAAGGUUGGGUCAGCGGCACCUACAACUCUAUUGGCGGCACGAUCAGGAACGACGAGACUGGCGAGGCAUUGUUCGAGCUGUCUGGUUUGUGGAGCGAGGAGAUGUAUGUCAAGGAUCUCCGGACCGGCCAACGAGAAAUGUUUUUCAAUGCUACCAGGGCGAAGCCAUCACGCCCGCGCAUCCGACCUGUCGAGGAACAAGAGGAGGGCGAGUCUGUGCGGUUAUGGAGGAAGACGGCGCAGGCUGUCAAGGAGAAGAACCACGAGGUUGCGACCGACGAGAAGACCAAGAUUGAGGAGGCGCAGAGACAGGAGGCCGCGAAGCGCCAAGCAGAGGGCACGAAGUGGCACCCCAAGCUCUUCCGAAGGGUCAGGGACGGCCCUGGCGGGGACGAAGCGGAGCUCAGCGACCUGGAAUGGAUCAUUGACAGUGAGAUUGAUCAUAGCGCAGAACCCGAGAAGCUUGUGGAACACAUUACAUCGAUCUACCCGAUUCUCAAAGGUCAAACAUUGGCAAACAAGCAAGCAGCUCCGCAGCCAACACAGCACAGCGAGAACAAUUCCAACCACAGCCAACCCAGCGACAACCUGAUCGAUUUCAGCGAGUCUUCCGGCGCUUCAGCUACUCCACCACCGCAAACCGCUCCUGCGGCAGCAGCACCAGCACAGCAGAAGAGUGGAAGCCAGGACAUCUCGGCCAUGCUUCAGACAACUGGCAAGGAGGCCGGCGAGGGUCCCCUGAUCGACUUUGGCGCCGACCUCAAGAAGGACCUGCCUGCAGCCGAGACUAAGGACGACGGCAAGAACAAGCCCAUCAUCAGAAGAUCCGAGACUGAGGACACGGAUGAUGCAUUCUACGACGCUGAAAGCUGAGACUUUGGGAGAAGAAGCGCAUGUGGUUUCAACACGGUGCGAAGGGGAAGUUAGCGUUAGAUUAUAUACAACAAAGAAAGACGUAUUUGUUAAUACCAAGAUUUGGCCUGGCACUGGCAAAAAGCGGCAUCUACAUCGGCCAUGGGAAUGAUCUUAAGCGACUCAACGCAGAUGCACAAGAUUGUCCAAACUGGUCUG